AUGGUGGCCCAGGAAGGAGUAUUUCCUAGUAUUGCAUCGAAUGCAAUGCAACACACACUUCGUAGUGAUAAGAAUCCUUUAACAUACUCGAAUAUGGAUGAAUAUGUCCGUCUUCAACAAGGAUCUCGUCCAAUUACGUCCAUUCUUAUUGCAAACAAUGGGAUUUCAGCUGUUAAAGCCAUUCGAAGCAUUCGUAGUUGGUGUUAUGAAAUGUUUGCAAAUGAACGUAUUGUUACGUUUGUUGUCAUGGCUACACCUGAAGAUCUCAAAGCUAAUGCUGAAUACAUUCGGAUGGCUGAACAUGUGGUCGAAGUGCCUGGAGGUUCGAAUAACCACAAUUAUGCCAAUGUAUCACUCAUUAUUGAGAUUGCUGAGAGAUACAAUGUGGAUGCUGUAUGGGCUGGAUGGGGUCACGCAAGUGAAAAUCCAUUACUACCGGAUUCACUUCUUCAAACGGAACGGAAGAUCAUUUUUAUUGGACCGCCAGCUAAACCAAUGCGUGCUCUGGGUGAUAAGAUUGGCUCGACGAUCAUUGCACAGAGUGCAAAUGUACCUACAAUUGCCUGGAAUGGUGAUGGGAUGCAAGUAAACUACAAGGAACAUGACGGGAUUCCUGACGAGAUUUACAAUGCAGCUAUGCUACGUGAUGGUCAACAUUGUCUUGAAGAAUGUAAGCGGAUUGGUUUUCCUGUCAUGAUAAAGGCCAGUGAAGGUGGAGGGGGUAAAGGGAUUCGAAUGUGUCAUGAAGAGAACCAAGUCCUUAGUGCUUGGGAAGCCGUACGUGGCGAAAUCCCUGGCUCGCCCAUCUUUGUCAUGAAGUUGGCACCCAAGUCACGUCACUUAGAAGUGCAGCUGUUAGCAGACACGUACGGGAAUGCCAUUGCCCUUAGUGGUCGUGACUGCUCCGUGCAGCGUCGUCAUCAAAAGAUUGUGGAGGAAGGACCAGUGCUUGCCCCUACUGAGGAAGUAUGGGAGAAAAUGAUGCGUGCCGCAACACGUCUUGCUCAAGAGGUCGAGUACGUCAACGCUGGUACAGUCGAGUACCUUUUCAGUGAGCUGCCAGAGGACAAUGGCAAUUCGUUCUUCUUCCUAGAGCUUAAUCCACGUCUACAGGUGGAACACCCUGUGACCGAGAUGAUUACUCAUGUAAACCUACCGGCUGCUCAGCUCCAAGUAGCUAUGGGUAUUCCGCUGUACUGCAUCCCGGAUGUACGUCGUCUGUACAACAAGGAUGCAUUCGAAACAGCUCCUAUUGAUUUUGACACGGAGAAACAGAAGCCUCCACAUGGUCACGUCAUUGCUGCGCGUAUUACAGCUGAGGACCCGAACGCUGGCUUUCAGCCUACUAGCGGUGCAAUCCAAGAGCUCAACUUUCGUAGUACGCCCGAUGUGUGGGGCUACUUUUCGGUGGACUCGUCCGGCCAAGUCCACGAGUUUGCGGACUCACAGAUUGGUCACUUGUUCUCGUGGAGUCUGACCCGUGAAAAGGCCCGGAAGAACAUGAUUCUUGCGCUGAAAGAGUUGUCCAUUCGUGGAGACAUUCACACGACUGUAGAGUACAUUGUCAACAUGAUGGAGUCGGACGAUUUCAAGUACAACCGCAUCUCGACGUCAUGGCUAGACGAGCGUAUCUCGCACCACAAUGAAGUGCGUCUGCAAGGCCGUCCAGACCCAUUAAUGGUGGUCCUCGUGGGUGCUGUGUGCUGUGCGUACCAGGCGUCGAAUACGCUCCAGGAGGAGUACGUCAGUCAAGUUGAGCGCGGUCAGCUCCCUCACAAUGACUUGUUGUCUCAGGAGGAGUCACUUGAGCUUAUUUAUGAAGGGAUCAAGUACAACAUCAAGGCGUGCCGCAGCGGCCCAAUCCAGUUCACACUCUUCUGCAACGGCUCCUACCUGCAGGUAGAGAUUCGCACACUGUCGGAUGGCGGUUUCCUCGUUCUGCUGAAUGGCAAGUCGCACGUUGCGUACGCUACGAAGGAGGCGCAGGGCCUGCGUCUUGUUGUUGACAGUCACACGUGCGUGUUCACCAAGGAGUACGAUCCGACACGCUUGGUAACCAACACGGCUGGUAAGCUCGCUCGCUACCUGGUGGACGACGGUGCUAGCCUGCGUCGUGGUAUGCCGUACGCUGAAAUUGAGGUGAUGAAGAUGUACAUGCCACUUCUCACCCCGGAAGCUGGUGUUAUCCGGUUGCUCAAGUCCGAGGGCGCUGUUUUGGCGCCUGGCGACUGCAUUGCUACCAUGGAGCUUGACGAUCCUUCGUGCGUGAAAAAGUCAGACGUUUACAUGGGAAAGCUUCCGCCAUUAGAGAAUGCUAACGGAAACAGCAUAAAGGCUGUGCACAAGAUGCGCAAGGCGUUGGCACUUUUGAAGAGCGUGCUGCAAGGCUUUUUCGCUCCUGAGGACCUUACGCAAAAGGCACUAGUCAACUUGUUCCAGGUGUUGAAUGAACCGCUCUUGCCUGUCGAGGAGAUCAAGGAGGCUAUGUCGUCGCUGGCCGGCCGCAUUCCGCUCGAUGUGUUCGCAAAGAUUACGGACAAGAUUCAGAUGUUUAAGAAGGCAGUGGCUGAAGAACCUACGGCUACGCACGAGUUCAACGUGGCGGAGGUGAUUGAGAUCCUAGAUGAACACAAGAAUACCCUCACGAAGGACCGCCAACGAUCGGACUUCGAGGCCUCAGUGAUGACGCUCCGCGAUAUUGCCGCCAAGUACAAGCACGGUUUGCAGUCUGGCGAAGAGGCUGUGCUUACGGAGCUGAUCAACGAGUACUUCACUGUCGAAACUGUGUACGCGAACUCACACAACGUCGAGGAUGUGGUGAUGGCCCUACGUCAGCAAAACUUGGCCGACCUGAAUAAGGUGUUCGCUAUCGCUCGUUCGCACAAAGCACUGGAGGCGAAGAACAAGUUGCUGCUGCAGCUCCUUGGCCAAAUGGCGCGCGGUGCCCCUCGCAAGUCGGUGAAGUCGGCAGCGUUCGUACCGCUUCUUGAGAAGCUUGCAACAUUUAAGGAGAAACAGUACUCGCUGGUGGCUCUGGAGGCGCGUCAGCUAUUGAUUGACAACAAGAUGCCGUCAUACCGCGACCGUCUGAGCCAGGUGGAGAAAGUGCUCAAGAGCUACAUCGCUGACGGUUCGUCAACGGACCUUUCUGCCGCUUGCAGUAACCUUCUGGAUCAGUCACAGCCGCUCUUCGACCUGCUCGUUUCGCUUCUUGACCACGAGGAACAGCAGGUCCGCGAGUUGGCUCUUGAGCUAUACGCCCUGCGUGUAUACCGCUCGUACGUCAUCGAGUCUAUGGAGACUAUGGCCUUUAACGACAUUUUCGCGAAGACGUUUCAAUUCAAAUCGCCUGUCGUCGAUGCGCUGGCCGUCGGAGUUGCCCCUGCCGAGAGCUAUGACGAUUUGUCGUGUCUGCUGCGUCGCAACAGCUCUGCGAGCUCGCUCGACUUGCACAGUUCGGAAGAAAAUAGCGAUGAGCAAGAAUCGGUUGAGAAGCCGCUUGCCAAGCCUACCGAUGGAUACCAAAAAAUAUCAUCUGACUUUGAGCGUCACGGCGCCAUCAUUCGUCUUACGAACCUGAAGGUUUUCCAGCAGUCGUUCACGGACAUCAUGAGCCUGUUCCCGCUCGCGAAGAAGACGCUGUCGGUGCGCAAGGACCCGCUUGUGAACGUCGUGCACAUUCUUCUAGUGGAUGAGCACUCGGAGGAGGCGAGUUUCUUGGAGCAGGCACAGGCCUACCUAAAGUCUGUGGACCAAGACCUGCGUGCGCACAACAUUCGUCGUGUGACGUUCGCUGUGCGUCCGCAGAAUAUCGAGGACAUUUCCGCGCACAACGCUGACAUGGCACUAUACCCGAACAUUUACACGUUCCCUGGGCGCCUGAACUACAGUGAAGACAAGAUCUUACGCCACAUGGAAGCACCGCUUGCUUACAAACUGGAGCUGCGUCGUCUGCAGAACUACAGCGUUACCCCGUUGGCGUCGGAGAACAAGAACGUGCACUUGUACCUGGCCAAGAUUAAGGAGUCCGAUUCGCACAUCGUGACUGACCGCUUCCAGCGCAUCUUUGUGCGCUCCGUCGUGCGUCAACUGGACCACGAUGGCAGCGGCUCUCGCUCACAGUACGAUGCUUACCCUGGUCCGGAGCGCUCACUCGUCGAUGCUCUGAACGCCUUGGAGGUCAACCUGGCAAAUCCUCUGGUCAAGAAAUCGCAGCUGCCGACGAAAAACAACCACGUGUACCUGAACAUCUUGCCGCAGGCGAUUGUGGAUCCCCAGUAUCUUGAAGGUGUGAUCCGUAUUCUGGCGUACCGUUACGCCGAGCGUCUGGAGCAGCUGUGUGUUUCGACGGUGGAGCUCAAGAUCAUCGCACGUUUCAACAGUGAGGCGCCAGCGAUCCCUGUGCGCCUUGUGGCUGAGAACCCGACGGGCUAUGUGGUCCGUGUGCAGGCAUAUGUUGAGGCUGCGGGUCACGACGAGCCUAUCUUCACUUCGAUUGGUGAUGAGACACACGGCGAGCUUGACGGGUUGCCAGUCACGACACCAUACCCGGUUGUGUUCCCGUUCGACAAGAAGCGUCAGAUGGCGAAGGCAAUGUCUAACACAGUGUACGUGUACGACUUCCUUGAGCUCAUUGAUUACAACCUGCUGCGUCAAUGGCGCAAGUACGUACAGCAGCGUACGCGCGGUGGCGGCGCAAAGAUCACCAUCCCGAACCUGCUCAUGGAAACGCGCGAAUUGGUCCUUGAUGCAACGGGCAAGUCUCUGACGGAGACGUUGCGUCCUCGGGGCCAAAACGACAUCGGCAUGGUGGCGUGGCUGCUGACGCUGUACACCCCGGAGUUCCAAAACGGACGUGAGAUCAUUAUCAUUGCUAACGAUAUCACGUUCAAGGCCGGCUCCUUUGGUACCCGCGAAGACACGCUAUUCGACUUGGCAUCGAAGCUGGCUCGCUCGAAGGGCAUUCCUCGCUUCUUCUUCUCAGCGAAUGCUGGUGCCCGUAUUGGCAUGUCUGAGUCCAUCAAGGCACUUUACAAGAUUAGCUGGAAAGACGGGACCAACCCGACCAAGGGCUUUGAAUACUUGUACCUGACGCCCGAGGACCACAAGGUUGCGUCGUCUGAGGGCUCUGUUAACGCCGAGCUGCUGGUCACUAGCACGGGCGAGGAGCGAUACGUGCUGAAAGAUAUUGUUGGUCGCGAAAUUGAUCUGGGUGUCGAGUGUUUGCGUGGAAGCGGUACGAUUGCCGGCGAAACGUCGCGUGCCUACAAGGAUGUGUUCACGCUGACGUACGCCUGCGGCCGUAGUGUUGGAAUCGGUGCCUACUUGGUCCGUCUAGGCCAUCGUACGGUGCAGAACGCUACACACUCGCCGAUUAUCCUGACGGGCUACCAGGCACUGAACAAGCUCAUGGGUAAAGAAGUGUACACCUCGAACGAUCAGUUGGGUGGUGUGAAGAUCAUGCAUACGAACGGUGUGACUCAUUUGACGGCGAAGAACCACCUGUCGGGCAUCUACUCGAUUCUUGAGUGGCUGAGCUUCGUUCCGGCGGUUCGCCACGGCCCUCUGCCGAUCCGUGACCUGACGGGAGUGGACGAGAUCGAACGUACGGUGGACUUUUGCCCGAAGGACAAGAGUACGCAGUACGACCCGCGCGCUCUGCUGGUGGGUAAGGUCGACGAGGCAAUGGGCAAGUGGGUAUCGGGCUUCAUGGACAAGGACUCGUUCCGCGAGACGCUUGACGGCUGGGCCAAGAGCGUGGUUGUCGGACGUGGCCGUCUAGGUGGCAUACCUUGCGGUGUGGUAGUCACCGAGGUGCGUACUUCCGAAAAGAUCAUUCCAGCUGACCCGGCGACGCCGGCGUCGCAGGAGAACCUGGUUCAGCAGGCUGGUCAAGUAUGGUUCCCAGACUCGGCUCACAAGACGGCUACUGCUAUCAAGGACUUCAAGGGCGAGGACCUGCCGCUGUUCAUUCUGGCGAACUGGCGCGGUUUCUCUGGUGGUCAGCGCGACAUGUUCGACGAAGUGCUCAAGUUUGGUGCUGCCAUUGUGGACGGUCUCGUGGACUAUGAGCAGCCCGUUUUUGUUUAUAUUCCGCCGUUUGCUGAGCUGCGUGGUGGCGCAUGGGCCGUGGUGGACCCUACCAUCAACGAGGGUAUCAUGGAGAUGUAUGCGGACCCACAGGGUCGUGGUGGUGUCCUCGAGCCGGCUGGUCUCGUCGAGAUCAAGUACCGCAAAAAGCAGCUUUUGCAGACCAUGCAUCGUCUUGACGACAAGCUCAAGCAGCUCACUGCUCGUUUGGCUAAGCUGUCGCCUGACGAGGAGACCGAGAACGCCAAGAUCUCGGCUGAGAUCAAGGUCCGUGAGGACACCCUGUUGCCGAUCUACGUGCAGGUGGCUACGGAGUUUGGUGAUCUCCACGACAGACCUGGUCGCAUGAAAUCCGUGGGAUGCAUCCGUCAGGUUGUGCCCUGGUCGAACUCGCGUAAGUUCUUUUACUGGCGUCUGAAGCGCCAGCUCGCAGAGUUCUCGUUGCGCCGCCAGGUCGUGGCUGCAAGCGCUGGUGGCCCUCGUGCGACGAGUUUCGUGGGCUCGGAGCAGGUUCUCAAGGGCUGGUUUACGGAGGCUGUGAACGGCGGUCGUGUGCCGCGUCAGCAGAAUGUGUCCGUGUCCGAGCUCUGGUCGCAUGGUGACUCGGAUGUGUUGCUGUGGCUGUCGAGUGAUAAGGAAUGGAUCGCUUCGCGUGUGGCAGAUCUUCGCCAGGAGCAAAUGGCCUCGCAGGUUGUCGAGAUCGGCCGCAAGGAUCCCAAGGCUGCCGUGGCUGGUAUUCUUGAGGUGCUGAACCUGCUCAGCGACAAGGACCGUGAGGAAGCUGUUGCUGCACUGCGUCGUGGCUCCAUCUUCCACAAGUGA
This is a messenger RNA of Peronospora farinosa, 6912 nucleotides long. NCBI's taxonomy places the organism in Eukaryota, Oomycota, Peronosporomycetes, Peronosporales, Peronosporaceae. The record is from the annotation of a GenBank genome assembly.